AUGCCUCUACCACUGUUGAUACUGUUCACAAUAUUAGCAGCAAUCAUAAUUCUACUAACGAUAUUCGGGAAUUUAUUAGUGCUCUUCUUUAAAGCACGUGUUGGACGUACAAAUACAACAUUACUGGUGUGGAAUUUAGGCUUAACUGACUUUUUAGUUGGUAUUUUUGUAUUGCCAUUAGGUGCGUUUCAUAUUAUUGCAAAACAGUGGAGAUUUGGACGUUUUUUGUGUCGAUUAUGGGUUGCUGCUGAUGUCACCUUUUGUACGUGUUCUGUGGUGACAAUCUGUGUGAUAUCUGUUGAUCGAUACUUAGCCGUUACACGUCCAUUACGUUACAAAUCAGUUGUCACCAAAAGUAAAGUUAUUAUCGCCAUGAUUAUAAUAUGGACAUUUUCAACGUCUAUUCUGUUAACGACUGUACGCUGGGAUCAACCGAACUGCAUCGAUAUGACUGUUUGUUUUGUUGGACACGAAAUUCGGUAUUUAGCACAUAGCGUUGUAUUUGCGUUCUUUUUACCCGCAUCAGUAACACUGACGCUUUAUUGGAGGAUCUAUAGACUGGCACGAAAUCGACAACGUGCACUAGACCGUGGCUUCUUAAUGAUUCUUGGGCACAAUAUGAACUUUCUUACCAAUACAAUUAGUCAACAAACAGCCCUACGCGUACAUUUCGGUAAAAAGAAUGGUAUGGUUGAACAUCAACGUCGUGUUUUACGAACACACGAACGUAUCGCUAAAACACUUGGUGUUGUUUCAUGCUCUUUCCUAUUCUGCUGGUUGCCAUUCUUUGCUUUAUAUCUGACAAAUUAUCAAUGUAAAUGUAUUCCAACAGUGGUUAUUGAUAUCGCAUCGUGGUUAGGCUACUGCAAUUCCAUGUUAAAUCCAAUCAUUUAUUCGUUCACAGUAAAGGAGUUCAAGCGUUCAACAAUUCAACUCAUAUUACCGCUAUGGAGACUAUUGAAUCGCCUAAUACCUAACUGUAUAGCAGCACCACCCGAGCACAUUGCAUCACGUGUAUCUCGUACACGCGGUACACGUGCCAAACCGAAACGACGUUGCUCACUGAAAUUCAUCUCGAACAGAUCCGGCUUUAUCAUACCAAAUUCGAAACAACUUAUCAAUUCGUCGACGACUAAACGUCGACAAACGAUACCAACCGGUAUGAGCAUUAAUACGGAUACUGAUGCUGCUAUUAUCAACAACAACAUGACUCAACGACGAGUAGUUACGAUUAAAGAAGGGCGGCGCGAAGUUUUAAAAGGACUGAUGAAGAGAAGUUUAGACGAUGUUGUCCAUGAUAAUGAGUCAAUGAUGGACACUUUUGUUGAGGAUGAUAGUAACCGAUGGAAUGUUAAUGAUCAUGAAGAUAAUCUGAAGAUAUGCAGUGGUCUAGUGAGCAAUGAUAAAGAGACAAAGAAACAUUGCUCAAUGCGCGAAACUAUUCCAACGAGCCCUAGUCGAGACGAACAAUCUGGUUCUCAACAGUCAGCAAAUAACAUGAACAAUAACAACACUGCGAAUAGCUGUGCUAAUGAAGACUGCUGCUUCGAAGCUAAAUCACCUCAUGUGAAUGAUGCAAUGCCUCGACCAUCAUCACCAACUCAUUUCAAACUUAAUUCGAUCAUCAAUAAUUAUCAAUCAACAGCCACAACAAUACGUGUUUACUGCCUCACUAACGAGGCUUCUCUUUAA
Anisakis simplex (herring worm) is the source of this 1692-nucleotide messenger RNA. NCBI's taxonomy places the organism in Eukaryota, Metazoa, Nematoda, Chromadorea, Rhabditida, Anisakidae. The record is from the annotation of a GenBank genome assembly.